GACAGACGACAGACAAUGACACUCGUUAAAAUAAAAAGGUUUCUUUUCUUACUUUGAUUGAUUGAAUGUUCAAAUCAUAGAUAAUAAUACAUAAUACUGUUCAAAUUCUGAUUGGUGCAUCGUGGUGACAUUUUAUUUUGUAUUGGUUAAAGUUUUGGCGUAACUAUAUAAACAUUCAUAUUAAAUCGUACUUUACUCUUUGAAAUAAACUGAAAAGAUUUCAAAUUCUGGUUAUCUUCAAUGGUUUUAGAAGUUUAUUUUCAAUUGCCAAAAUAAUGAUUUUACAUAUGAUUAUGUACAUCACAUAGCCAUAUGUAAAAUAAUUAUUUUAACUAAUCUUUAAAUCUUCCGAGGAAACCGCGCACAAAUUUUAUUAUAACUGACGUAAUCAGGCCGUGACAACAUCGGCUUGAUUAUCAUGCAGGCGGCUUUCAACUAAAUUAAUUUCCCCUUCGAAUAAAGUGUAAAAUCAGUGCUACGUUCGUUUCGAGCACUUUCAAAAGUGCUGUGCAAUUUCCUAUGUAAUAAGAUUGAGUGAUAGUUAACGCUGUAUUAGUAUCGCACAAUUACAGUGUAGUGCUUCGUCGGCCCCUGAAGCGUUCGGUCGUAGGACCCACAUCUAGUGGAUGUGAUCAGCGACAUGAACGAUCCGUGGGAUGUGAAGUCAGUGAGACAGGCUGGUCAAUACAUCUCUUGUAUGAAGAUAAAUGGAGUGCCAUUACUGCCUCCCGUUCUGUCCAAAGAAUGCCGAAAAGAGAUGCAAUAUUAUAAAUUGCUGGCAAAAGAGGUAGAAAAACGUAUUUUACAUCUAAAACCAUACAUUGAUAGUGACACAGAUUCUAGUGAAGAUAAGACUGAUGCCCCUGAGCUUCCUGAAUGUGAACAUAAUUGUGACCUGCCUCAGGAAGAACCAGUAUAUAAUGUUAACAUAGACAAAAUAAGUGCUGUUGCAAAUGAAAUAAUAAACCACAAAACUUCUGAUAGUUCUGACUCAUAUGAUGCCAGUGUUAUAUCUCCUAUUACUAGUUCUCCUCAGAAAAUAGUGAUUGACUUAAGUUUGAGCAUUAAUGAAACUAGUAGAAAUAUUUUACCAAAUAAGAGUCCAGAUGCUUCCCCACUGAUAGAUUUACCAGAGAGAGAUUACAAUUGUACUGAAAAGAAGACACAAAAUGAUAUGCUAACAGACUUGAACUCAUCCAAUUCAAACAAACAAAGAAAAAUAGCAGCUGACACCAUAAAUGUUGAUGUUAACAAAGAUAUCUUAUCUGAUCCAUUUCCAGAUUUGUCUAUUAAUCAGGAUGGUCCAUCAUCUCUCAGCUCUAAAAGUUUUACUGGCUCCCUAAUUGACAUUUACACUGAAAGUAUGAAAGAGUCUCAAAUGGCUCCUAAACUUAUCAGACAAAGAUCUUACACUUUGCUCAAGCCAAGUCCUCAACUAUUGGCCCACUUGGAAGUGCAGUCCCUAAACACAGGAGUAGAAAUGAGUUGUAUUUCUAUGAGUGACUCUAUUUCAAAUCUUAACUCACCAAGCAAGAAACGUAGAAGUUGGGAUUUAGAAUCUGCUAAAGUGAAAUGGUCCACAAUGGCCUUAGAACUAAACCAAAAAAAUAUGCCAAAAGUUCAAAAACCAAAUAGUGUGUCAAAAAAUAGUUUGAAACCAACACCUAAGAAGUUACAGUCAUCUUCCCCACCUAGAUCGAAAUCAGUAUUGCAAGAUAAGCCGAGGCGCCCAGCAGGAGUGACCAAGGGGUUACCUAAAUCAGAACCAGUUCAAAAACCUAUGAAGAAAGCUGUAAGUCCUGUUAGAAAUGCCACUGUCAAUCAUGCAGUUACCAAAGAACCCACUUCUAAAACCACUACUCCUAAAAAGGAAUCAUCAAUACCAGUUUCUCAACUGAUUUCUGAAUCAGAUGAUCCAGCACUACGUGUGAGAGAACUAUACGAAAAAAUACAGAAGCAACAACUUGCCCAAAUGGCUAGUUUAGUUGAAAAGCAAAAAAAAGAACAGCUUUUACUGCAGCAGGUAUUUGAAGAGCAAAAUAAUUUGCUGUACAAACAACUGAAAACUAUAUGCCCUAAAUCACCAAUUGAGGUGAGACAAGCUUGGGGAGAAAAGAAUAAUGAAGGUGUAGAAAGAGGACCUGUGAGUCUGAGCCAACUGAUUAAUCACAAGCCUCAAACACAAUGUGGGUAUGAUAGUCCAGUGAGCGACACAUUGAAUGAAACAAACAAUUAUAUAAUUCACUGUGAUGACAUUCUGAAAAAGAGCAAAGAUAUAACAAGCAGUCUAAAAAAACAACAUUCCAGCCGUGUUCAAAAUGGACAUCAGGCUGGUUCUCCUCAAUUGAUUUUGGAGGGAACAAAGACAAGGACGCAUUCGCCUUCUAACCGUUCGAUAUCACGACGUCUAAAUUACGAUACUAGUGCGUCAUCAGAACGCGAAUAUGAACCGAUAAUGACCGACCGAACUAACGACACAAUGGCUGACUUAAACGUAACUUUUCCCACUGACCAGAGUGAAGAUGGUCAAUCUUUUAAUCUUAAUAAUACUGUUAUAAACCAGCUGUACAAAGAAGUGACCGUGGUCCAUCGCAAUCCAACAGCAACUGGCUCGAGACAGAACUCUGCAACCUCUGCCAGGGAAGAUACUGAUCAUAAUAAACCUAGUCAAAUGCACAGGCUGCUUAAUACAACAUAUGCUUCACAGCCAACUCCUGAGCAGGUAAAUUUUAUUGCAAUUUAUUUAUUUACUACCAAAAUUACCAUUAAAUACCUUAUAAAUGAAAGAAAUGGUGUUUCAACUUUGUCAAUUUGAGUCUU
This is a messenger RNA of Diatraea saccharalis (sugarcane borer), 2820 nucleotides long. Lineage: Eukaryota; Metazoa; Arthropoda; Insecta; Lepidoptera; Crambidae. The record is from the annotation of a GenBank genome assembly.